Messenger RNA from Labrus bergylta (ballan wrasse), 2300 nucleotides. It is a transcript of the gene mpv17, whose product is annotated as mitochondrial inner membrane protein MPV17. Gene Ontology annotation, biological process: cellular response to reactive oxygen species. Gene Ontology annotation, cellular component: mitochondrion; cytoplasm; membrane. The record is from RefSeq and is a predicted model, not a curated record. Lineage: Eukaryota; Metazoa; Chordata; Actinopteri; Labriformes; Labridae.
GGCACCACGAGCAGCUCGUUCAGUCAAAGCGCUUUCACUCUGCGUAACAUGCACACUUAGUUUAAACAUCUUGUAAUAAUAUAAAGAGGCAGAAUGGCAGCACUGUGGAGAUCCUACCAGGCUCUGAUGGGCAAAUACCCCUGGACUGUGCAGAUCGUGACCGCUGGCUCUUUAGUGGGCGUCGGUGAUGUCAUCUCCCAGCAGCUGAUCGAGAGGAGAGGAUUGGCUCAUCACAACGUGCGGCGGACAGCCAAGAUGAUGAGUAUCGGCUUCUUCUUUGUGGGUCCGGUUAUCGGAAGCUGGUACAAAGUUUUGGACCGCCUCGUGGUCGGAGGGACUAAAAGUGCUGCCAUGAAGAAAAUGCUCGUUGACCAGUUGUUUUUCGCUCCGUGUUUCCUGGGAGCUUUUCUCGGGCUCUCCGGCGCUCUGAACGGACUGACGGUGGAGGACAACGUCAGCAAACUCAAGCGGGACUACACAGAUGCACUGAUCUCCAAUUACUAUUUAUGGCCGCCCGUCCAGAUCGCAAAUUUCUACUUCAUUCCCCUGCACCACAGGCUGGCCGUGGUCCAGGUUGUUGCUGUUGGUUGGAACUCCUACCUGACCUGGAAGGCCAAUAAGAUGUGAGGGACGCUCACAGGUCCAGCCUGUGCCGAUGAUGAUGAUGAUGAUGAUGAUUUUACACUCAUUUGAAGUGAGUGUUGGGCAUGGGCCGCUCUAGUCUAACUCACUUUAGGCUACUAAGUCUCUUGAUAUUUCAAACGUGUAAAACUGUGACUGAGUCACUCGUAAAGGUCGGGAGAAAGUGCUUGUCUACGCCGAGUGACAAAUUCACACUUGAAAGUCAAACUUGCAUUUGCAGAAAAUGUCUGUGACAGUUUGUUAUUUAUGGAAAUGGGAUUUAGAGACAGAGUCCCGCUGUAGCCACACAGACGCAAAAACACACGCUCAUAUGUGAACACCUCCAUGUUGUAAUCCAUGUUGUGUAAAGUGUAAUAUUUGUGUUAUAGGAGGUCAUUGUAAGAAUGAAGGACACAUUUACCUCAGCUUCUAUAUAUGUUGUAAUCAUUUAUGUUAACCUCUUUUUGUUCAUUCCUCUUUACCUGCACAGUUAUCUUACUAUUUUCAUUUUCUAACAACCCUCAGGAAAGAUUUGUAGAGUUAUAUAUUUACACAAAGGGAGACAUAAGAGAGCCAUAAUCCUUCAUCAAGCAUUACCAGGCAUUAUAGGUUAAAGGACGCAAUGCAUUCUGGUCUAUCGAGGCUAAUGCACGGCUAGGGAAAGAUUUGCUUGACGACUUUGAAAGGGUGACAAGAAAAUAUGGGAAUCGUUUCUUUUUGGAAAAACAUUUGUUAAAGAGUUCACAGGUCAAAUAUUAAGCUAAAGCCAGCGGGUGAUUUGCUUAGCUUAGCUUAGUUUAGUUUAGCAUAAAGAAUGGAAACAAGUCUAAUCAGCUCGCAUGCCUCCAUCUGAAGGGAAGAAAAUCCCUCCUAAGUUUAAUCUUUAGUGUAGUUUUUCUUGGUUAUUAUUCAUGUAAUCUCCUCGGUGACAAAAGGACAGCUUGAGGAUUUAAUGGGAGUUAUGGGUUGGAAUAUUUUAGCCUGUUAGCCAAUCUGACUUCCUGCAACAGCACCAUAUCGUAUUUCACAUUUGUACUUACUCUUACGCAUCUGCAACUGGUCUAAUACUGGUGUCCCAGUGUGGGAGUCGUCAUUUCACAGCGUAUCUCUCGGACGUUAAAACAUCAGCACGUCUUCCCAACAUUUAGCAUCUGAUAUAACCCCUGAUGGUAGAUCAGGGGCGGAAAGCCUCGAUGUGUUACACAUCGUACUUGAGACGUAACAGAGGCACAAGUAUCCUGCCUUGAACAUUAUGAUGUAAAAAAGGUGCCUGGACUUCUUUGGAUCUAAGGUAGUGAUGCAUACAGACGGCUGUUUCCAUUUGUUUCUGGUCUUUGUCUUGAGCUAAACAAAGUGGCCCAUUGUGGUAUCACCUAAUUCUCAACAACCAAUCAAUGGCAUUUUCCAAAGUGUUGAAUUACGCCCUUUAAGCGGUCAGUGUCCUUUAAUCAGUUCCUUUAAAAAAUGUGUUGUAGUCUCUGGAAAUUCACCCCUGAACAAAAUAAAAGUAAAAUAAAUAUUUUGCUGCAUGGACAAUCAUGAUAAAAAUGUUUCAUUUUCCUUUAUUUUUCAAUGUAAUACUCAAAUGUGAAUCUUUUUGUAUUAACAACAGCUGUCUCUGGUGUGUAAGUGAAUAAAGUUUCACACCAGGUGAUGUCAGUGGUGUGUUUGACCUCAAA